AUGGACAACAUCAAGCGGCUCCUCCAGUACGUUACACGAGGCUUUUACGACACAAAGUCCAUCCUGGUGAUGGACGCGCUGCUCAAGCAUGUGGUGCUUUCAGACGAGGAACUGCACCAGCUGCUGAGCAUUCCGGCCAAGGAGAUUCGACAGAUUUGCGCAAAGCUCAAGGACGACAAGCUGCUCAAGGAUCACACCCAGCGCGAGCAGCAGGAAAACACAUACGGCUACAACAAAAAUUACCAAAAGACGUACUACUACAUCCACUACACUGUGACUAUCGAUGCCAUCAAGUGGAAGGUGCACUCCAUGAACAAGCAGGCAGAGGAGGCGCUUGGAAAGAAAUCCCAGCCACAGGGAUACGUGUGUCCGCUGUGUACCAAAAAGUUCACUACCCUCGAGGCCGUCACCAACGUGCAAAUGGACGGCACUUUCACCUGUGAUGUCUGUUCUACCGUGAUUGUCGAAGAUACCACCAGUGACGAAUCCAGAGUGCACCAGGACCGACUGGAAAAGCUCAUGCAGCAAAUCAAGCCCAUUAUAGACGAGCUACGAAAGAUAGACGACAUCCAGGUGGCCGAAAACACCUUUGAGACGUCGCUUGCCAAGGCGGUUCCCGCACAGCUGGAGGUCACUGCAGGAAGCACCUCUUCUAUCAAGACUGCUGGCAGAGGCACUACUUCGUCCCAGACGGGCUCCAACAAAAGCUCCACUCUCACCGUCAACCUUUCCACGGGUGCAGAGGACGAGGCUGCCCAGCGAGAUGAGAAGGCUAAGCUGGCCGAACAGAACGCCCUUCCCGCAUGGUACAUGGAGUCUACUGUUGGUCGACAGAUGGUAAUGGGGGAUACCGACCAGGAGCAACAUGGAUUCACAGAGAUUGGUAACGACGAUGACUAUCCCCAGAAGAAGGAUACAAAGGAGGGUGUUAAAAAGGAGGAAGUGGCUCCCAAGGUCAAGGCCGAGGAUAUGGAGCCCAAGCUCGAGGAGGAGGAAGAGGACGCUCUGGCCGCAUACUACAAGCAAUACGAAGCCAAGCAGCGUGCCGAGGAUGAGGAGGAGGAAGAUGAGGAAGAUGACGACGAUGAUGAGGGUGAUUUUGAUGAUGUUGAGCUGGCUGUUGAGGAGGCUGACUUUGACGAGGAGUAG
Molecule: messenger RNA, 1149 nt
Organism: Yarrowia lipolytica CLIB122
Lineage: Eukaryota; Fungi; Ascomycota; Dipodascomycetes; Dipodascales
Biological process (GO): transcription open complex formation at RNA polymerase II promoter; transcription initiation at RNA polymerase II promoter
Cellular component (GO): transcription factor TFIIE complex
Source: RefSeq, a predicted model, not a curated record